This is a messenger RNA of Athene cunicularia (burrowing owl), 2038 nucleotides long. RefSeq names its product polycomb group ring finger 6 (gene PCGF6). The record is from RefSeq and is a predicted model, not a curated record. Gene Ontology annotation, biological process: regulation of transcription by RNA polymerase II. Gene Ontology annotation, cellular component: PRC1 complex. Bases 3 to 692 code for a protein of 229 amino acids. The transcript has 9 exons. NCBI's taxonomy places the organism in Eukaryota, Metazoa, Chordata, Aves, Strigiformes, Strigidae.
GUAUGAUAAACCUUGCAGACUUGACCCCUUACAUCCUGUGUUCCAUCUGCAAAGGUUACUUCAUUGAUGCUACAACUAUUACAGAAUGUCUGCACACCUUUUGUAAAAGCUGCAUAGUGAGACACUUCUACUAUAGCAACAGAUGUCCAAAAUGCAAUAUUGUUGUACAUCAGACACAGCCCCUUUAUAAUAUCAGACUGGACAGGCAACUGCAAGACAUAGUCUAUAAAUUAGUUGUCAAUUUGGAGGAAAGAGAGAAAAAACAAAUGCAUGAUUUCUAUAAAGAAAGAGGAUUAGAAGUGCCCAAACCAGCUGUCCCACAGCCCGUUCCAGUGAGCAGAGGAAGACCUCGAAAAGUUCUGGGCUCUGUGUUCCGGAUCCCACCAGAACUUGACAUCUCUAUACUUCUGGAGUUCAUCGGAGCUAAUGAAGGCACAGGGAAUUUUAAGCCUUUGGAGAAGAAGUUUGUGCGUGUUUCAGGGGAGGCAACAAUUGGACAUGUGGAGAAAUUCCUCAGAAGAAAAAUGGACCUAGACCCUACUUGUCAGGUAGACAUAAUAUGUGGUGAUCAUCUGCUUGAACACUACCAGACACUGAGGGAAAUUCGUCAAGCCAUAGGAGAGAGUGCAGUACAGGAUGGUUUACUUGUACUGCACUAUGGCCUGGUAGUAUCGCCACUACCUGUGGCUUAAAGAUUGCUACGAUAUCAGAAGGCAAAAGAAUCUGAAGUCAUCAAGCUUCUUCACUGCUGUUUUCACCAAAGAAGGCCAUCGUAUUUCCUGUGACAGGAAGCAAGUAAAAGGAACCACCACUAACUGCUGUAUGCUUGUAAUUUAAUGUCUGACUUUACCACUGUAAAAAAUUACAGCUUCUUUAAGUACAGCUAUAGAUGUUACUAUGCUUUGUGUUACAAAUUACUAUCUUCCAAUUUCACUCAGCUCAGGGAAUUUAAAUGCUCAGAGUAGCUGUGUGUUUUUUCUUUCUAAAACCACAAGAUCUCACGCUAUGAACAGCCUUUUUCUUCCUCCAAGCUAUGAGAUAUUACUUGCUUUUGAAGUGUCUAGCUAGUACAGUGCUCUCAGGGAUGAUCUUCAGUGGGCAGUAUAAUUUAUUCUGGGGAGGAGACAGUCAUUUGCCUGAAAAAGUGUACUGUGAUCAUCUGUCUUUGGAUGUGAUUUGGGGAGAGGAAGGGAACUUUAGAAAUACAGACCAAAAUAGGUAGAAAAUGAUGCAUCGUAAACAUUGGUUUUUCAGGAGUAGCAUUAAAUUUAGUUGUCUUUCUCAAAGAAAGACAAUUUUGUUUGCACUGGAAAUAUAGUUGCUGGUAGUUUGUCUUAUACCAAAUGGUGGAUCGUGCAUCUCUGGUCUUAACGGAGAUGAGCUGGCUGUAAGCUGGUUAAACUAUGCAUGAAAAAAAAAGUGGCACCUCUUUCUACCUUCUUGCUGUAUGUAAAAUAAUCACUGUCAGCCUGAUUCUGCUGUCAUGUAAAAUCUGUCAACUGACUUGACUGGCAGGAGCAUAAAUCCUUUCACUUUAGCACAUAUAUUUCUAGCAGCCAUGAAAAUGGUACCUUUUCCCACUCUUUCUAAUGUGUAUUACUGCAUUGUAGCGGAGACCAGGGUUGACUCAUGUAAUACUUGCCUGUUACUACCAGAUUCACAGAGGACAUUAGAUAACUUAAACGUAUUGAAAUACUAGGUUUUGUGACAACUGUAAUACUUCAAAUUUUGUUAUGUUUAAGAUUUCCAUGGUUUCUUGCACAGAAUUAAGGACCAGAGCUUUGUGUUUUAUGUUCUUGCUUCAUACUAGGUCAUCAGUAUGGGGAUUCAUGAACGCCAUGCUUGUGCACCAGUCUCCCUCCUUCCUUGUAGUCACUGUAGGGAAAGGGAGAUUUCUUUGUAAGGUGUUUCAGAGCACCUAAUCUAGCUCAAAUGCACUUGCUUGCUGUCAGCUUAAGAGGACUGGCAUUCUUUGUCAUGAAUUCCUCCUCAGGUCUUUACAAUAAACACAGUUUUGUCUGUGAAUGUGACACUAUAA